AUGAAUUCCGCUGCCCCUUUAUGUGACAAUUGUCUUUACGUUAUUCGAAAUCGCCGCCUAUUCAAACAGUUUGAAAAUUCUCGUUCUCAACUUGGGCAACAUGCGAAAAUAACGUUCGUCUACCAUGGAUCGCCUCGCGAAUGUUUAAGAGCUAUUGCUGAAAAUGGCUUUUUAGAACCGAAACGAGUAAAACAAAUGUCAAGUAAUGACUUAGAAUCAAAUAAGAUGAAAAUUCUCGACGCUGGUUAUUUCGGUCAAGGUAUCUAUCAGGGAUUUGAAGCCGAUUAUGCCAUUCAUUGUGCUAAAUCUGACAAGCAUUCGGACGAAAUUAUGCUCUAUGCUGUGCUGCCAGACCGAUCGUAUACUAUCAAGAAAGGUGACGAAAAGUAUGGACGAAGUUGUGAAUCAGGCUUUUACUCACACAUACCACCCGACGCUAAAGAGAUCGUAUUAUUUCAAUCGGCACACAUAUUACUCAUAUUUAUUAUUCGUUUUGUACGCGUGCCUAAUUCAGAGAUUGUUGAAGAGGAUCCUUGA
This is a messenger RNA of Didymodactylos carnosus, 537 nucleotides long. The record is from the annotation of a GenBank genome assembly. Lineage: Eukaryota; Metazoa; Rotifera; Eurotatoria; Philodinida; Philodinidae.